Solanum dulcamara is the source of this 1365-nucleotide messenger RNA. Its product is annotated as protein SRG1-like. The transcript is spliced from 4 exons. The record is from RefSeq and is a predicted model, not a curated record. NCBI's taxonomy places the organism in Eukaryota, Viridiplantae, Streptophyta, Magnoliopsida, Solanales, Solanaceae. Bases 94 to 1176 code for a protein of 360 amino acids.
AUUACUACUAUUAUAUACUAUAUGGUUUUGGAAGAAGUAGAUAAAACCCAAAGUCAAAUUCGUAAUUAAAUUUCAAGUUUGCAACAAGAGCAAAUGGAGUCAACGCCGGCAAAACUGAACUUUGGAAAAUCUCUGUUAGUUCCAAGUGUUCAAGAGCUUGCCAAACAGCACCUAACCAAUAUUCCGGCCAGGUAUGUCCGCUCAGAGCAAGAAACUCCGGUCAUAUCCGCCGGAGAGUCUGUUCCAGUUAUCGAUCUUCAAAAGUUGAUUUCAGGGGAUGCCAUGGAUUCUGAGCUGCAAAAGCUUCACUUGGCUUCCCAACAGUGGGGUUUCCUCCAGGUUAUAAACCAUGGAGUGACACCUUCUUUACUGGAGGACUUCAAGAGAGAGGUUAUUGAAUUGUUCAAACUUCCAAUGGAAGAAAAGAAGAAACUAUGGCAACAGGAAGACAGCUUUGAAGGUUUCGGGCAUACAUUCGUUAUGUCAGAAGAGCAGAAGCUUGAUUGGAGUGACAUGUUUGGCUUAAUGACUCUUCCUCCUCAUAUCCGCAAAGUGGACUUGUUUCAGAAGUUGCCCUCAAAGCUCAGGGAUAUCAUCGAAGCAUACUGCAAAGAAAUGAAGAGCCUAGCAGUGAUCAUUGUAUGUCAAUUGGCAAAGGCUUUAAGAAUGGAUGAAAAAGAAAUGAGAGAUCUAUUCAGUGAUGGUAUGCAGUCAAUGAAGAUGAAUUAUUAUCCGCCUUGCCCUGAGCCACACAGGGCAAUUGGCUUAAGCCCUCAUUCUGAUGCUGAUGCCCUCACCAUCCUUUACCAGCUGAACGGAACUGAAGGUCUCCAAGUCCGAAAAGACAAUAUUUGGGUGCCUAUAAAGCCCCUCCCAAAUGCUUUGAUUGUGAAUAUUGGGGAUAUGAUGGAGAUAGUGAGCAAUGGUGUCUAUAGGAGCAUUGAGCACAGAGCAAUUGUAAACUCAAAUGAAGAACGACUCUCUGUUGCGACAUUCUAUAACAUCAACCUUGAAUCCGAAUUAGGACCUGCACACAGCCUCAUUGGACCAAAUAAUCCUCCAAUAUUCCGAAGAGUUUCCGUGCUUAAAUAUUUACAGGACUUUUUUGCACGAAAACUUGACGGAAAAUCAUACCUUGAUUUCAUGAAGGUAGAGGAGAGGGAUGAUGAAUCCUAGGUACCAUUUUGAUAUACUAGUACAAGUUACCCUUGCUGUUGUAAUUUGGAGUUCCCCUGUUUGAUUAUUACUAGUUUCUGGACACCUCUUUUGUAUAUGUGUCCCCAAUAAAUUGUUAUAGAUUCAUUAAAAUGAUUAAAAUUGUAUGAAAAUAUGUGUGUAAUGAAUACUAAAAUACAAUAAUUAAAA